CAAAAGUAAUCUCACCUCAUCACCAUCUCAGUUCUCAAACUCUCCUUUGAGUCUCUCUCACAUAAAGAGAUCCCCAUCUCCUCUCUCUCUCUCUCUCUCUCUCUCUCUCUCUCUCAUACAUGCAAAUAUAUAUGCAUAGAUACAUGUAACAUUUUUUCUGAAAUUUACGAGUGGGAAAAUGGGUACUGGAGAAAUGUGGGUCCCCGUAUCGAAACCCAUGGGAUACAUUAUGAGGGAGCAACGACUCGUCUUCGUUCUGGUCGGAAUCUCCAUCGCCACCGCCUUCUUCAGCGCCAGACCUUGGUGGUCUCCGUCGCCAAAUCAUCAUGUGCAGGAGGUCGCUGCUGACUCGUUCCCGACCCAGUCGGCUCACCGGGUCGCGUACCAAGUCCAUAGCGGGUUGAUGGGGCAUGUCAGUGCAGGUGGGAGGAUACCACUAGGGCUAAAGAAGAAAGGUCUGAGGGUAGUGGUGACGGGCGGCGCCGGGUUCGUGGGUAGCCACCUCGUGGACCGUCUGAUCCAGCGAGGGGACAGUGUGAUAGUGAUAGACAAUUUUUUUACGGGUCGGAAAGAGAACUUGAUCCAUCACUAUGGGAACCCGAGGUUCGAGCUGAUACGGCACGACGUGGUUGAGCCGAUUUUGUUGGAGGUGGACCAGAUCUACCACCUGGCUUGCCCUGCUUCCCCUGUUCACUACAAGUUCAAUCCAGUCAAGACCAUGAAGACAAGUGUGCUGGGGACAAUGAACAUGCUCGGGCUGGCAAAGAGGGUUGGCGCGCGGUUCUUGCUAACCAGCACCAGCGAGGUGUACGGCGAUCCUCUCCAACAUCCACAAGUCGAGACCUACUGGGGCAACGUCAACCCCAUCGGCGUUCGAAGCUGUUACGAUGAGGGAAAGCGGACUGCUGAGACCUUGACAAUGGACUACCAUAGAGGACUUGGCGUUGAGGUGAGGAUUGCAAGGAUUUUCAACACGUACGGACCACGUAUGUGCAUCGACGAUGGCCGCGUCGUUAGCAAUUUCGUUGCUCAGGCAUUGAGGAAGGAGCCAUUGACUGUUUAUGGGGAUGGGUUGCAGACUAGGAGUUUCCAAUACGUCUCUGACUUGGUGGAGGGGUUGAUGCGAUUGAUGGACGGGGAACAUAUAGGCCCUUUCAAUCUUGGCAACCCUGGUGAAUUCACCAUGCUUGAACUUGCUCAGGUGGUGCAAGAGACAAUCGACCCAAAUGCAAGAAUAGAAUACAGGCCAAACACAGAGGAUGAUCCCCACAAGAGAAAACCAGACAUUUCAAAAGCUAAAGAACUUCUUGGUUGGGAGCCUACCGUUUCCCUCCGAGAAGGCCUCCCUCUCAUGGUUUCCAAUUUCCGGCAACGCUUAUUCGGCGACGACCCAACACACAAGAAACUGACGAGAAAACAGAUCUAUACAUGAUUAUAAACAGUCUCAUCGUAUCAUAUUGUCUGUUUGUCAUUUUGUAUUUGACGAAAAUAAUGUCCCAAAAACGAUAACAAAACAACACGAACUAGGAGAGAAAGAGAUAUUUCUGCAGAUUUGUAGCCGUUCAAUAUUUCUUUACAUUUGUAUAAUAAAUGUGUUCUUCUUUUUUUUAUUUUUUUUUAUUUUUUUUUCCAUUUCGAAAAUGUAAGGAAUGAAUAAUUCCAACUAAUUUUAUGUGCUUCAUUUCAUUACAUGAAAGAUGCGAAAGUGGCCUUCCG
Molecule: messenger RNA, 1716 nt
Organism: Rhododendron vialii
Lineage: Eukaryota; Viridiplantae; Streptophyta; Magnoliopsida; Ericales; Ericaceae
Product: UDP-glucuronic acid decarboxylase 2-like
Exons: 8
Coding region: 179-1432 (417 amino acids)
Biological process (GO): D-xylose metabolic process
Cellular component (GO): cytoplasm
Molecular function (GO): UDP-glucuronate decarboxylase activity; NAD+ binding
Source: RefSeq, a predicted model, not a curated record